This is a messenger RNA of Ornithorhynchus anatinus (platypus), 5879 nucleotides long. It is a transcript of the gene NECTIN1, whose product is annotated as nectin cell adhesion molecule 1. Gene Ontology annotation, cellular component: adherens junction. The transcript has 6 exons. The coding region runs from base 679 to 2253 and encodes 524 amino acids. Lineage: Eukaryota; Metazoa; Chordata; Mammalia; Monotremata; Ornithorhynchidae. Gene Ontology annotation, biological process: heterophilic cell-cell adhesion; protein localization to cell junction; homophilic cell-cell adhesion. The record is from RefSeq and is a predicted model, not a curated record.
CACAGCGAGGCCAAGCGGCGGCGGCGAGCUGGGGUGUGUGCCGUGGAUGUGGGCUACAUUGUUGCAAGACCCGGGAAAGGCAGAGGCGGAGCGGGGGAUCCUCUCCUCUCGGAUGCCCAGGAGCCGUCCGGGACCGGCCCCCAGCCCCGCGGACCAGGGUCCCGGGACCCCGGCGUCGCCCGCCCCCAGCGCGCCCUCGCCCCAGCGGGUCCCGGUGGACCGAACCAGAGCCAUGGACGUCUCCCCCUCGCGGAGCCCGCGGGAGGUCUGAGCGCUCCCAGACCCCGCCGGGCCCGGGCUGCGCGCUCGGAGACCCCCCAGAGACCCCCCAGAGACACCCCCCCCACACCUCCCGUCCGGGGCAGGGGGUGCGGGGUCCCCAAGGAACAGCCCCCCCCCUCCCCGACCCAGAGGAGACCGCUUGGAAGAGCCGGGGGGGGAGGGGGGGGGGAAGGACCGGCUGCACCGAGCCUGGACCCCGGGGUCGCCCCCGAGCCCCCCACCCCCCAAUUCCCCGCCCCCAGCCCCGUUGAUUUCGCUUGAACUUGACCUGGAUAUAGAGAGGCUCCGAACCGCACCAGUUGGCUCCUUGUGGGGUUUCUGCCCCUUUGGGAGGUGGGGAGAGGGGAGGGGGAGAGGUCCCCCGGCGCCCCCUCCUCCCGGACCUACGGACCCCCAAUGGCUCGGACGGCGCUGCCCGGACCUUCCGGAUGCUCGUGGUGGUGGUGGCUGGCGCUGAGCCUGGCAGCUGCCCUCCUGCCGGGGCUGCCCGCCCAGCUGGUCCAGGUGAACGACACGGUCUCCGGCUUCGUCGGCUCGGACGUGGUGCUGCACUGCAAUUUCGCCAACCCACUGCCCAAUGUGAAGAUCACCCAGGUGACCUGGCAGAAGGCCACCAAUGGCACCAAGCAGAACGUGGCCAUCUACAACCCAGCUAUGGGCGUGUCGGUGCUGUCGCCAUACAAGGAGCGUGUGGUCUUCCUCCGCCCCUCCUUCACUGAUGGCACCAUCCGCCUCUCCCGCCUUGAGCUCCGGGAUGAAGGCGUCUACAUCUGCGAGUUCGCCACGUUCCCAACGGGCAACCGGGAGAGCCAGCUCAACCUCACCAUUCUGGCCAAACCGACCAAUCACAUGGAGGGGACACGGAAGGCGCUAGUGGCCAAGGCCAGCACAACGGACAAGAUCCUAGUGGCCACCUGCACCUCGGCCAAUGGGAAGCCACCCAGCACGGUGUCCUGGGACACCCGGCUCCGAGGCGAGGCCGAGUUCCAGGAGGUGCGACACAGCAAUGGCACCGUGACCGUGGUCAGCCGCUAUCGCCUGGUGCCCAGCCGCGAGGCCCACCAGCAGCCCCUCACCUGCGUCGUCAACUACCAGCUCGACCGCUUCACCGACAGCCUCACCCUCAAUGUGCAGUACGAGCCUGAGGUGACCAUCGAGGGCUUUGAUGGAAACUGGUACCUGAAACGCAUGGAUGUGAAACUGAUCUGCAAGUCGGAUGCCAACCCCCAAGCCACCAAGUACCAAUGGCGACUACUGAAUGGCUCACUGCCCGAGAACGCGGAGGUCCAGAACAGCACCCUGUUCUUCAAGGGACCUGUCACCUACAGCCUGGCGGGCACUUACGUGUGCGAGGCCACCAACAUCAUCGGCACACGCUCGGGCCAGGUGGAGGUCAACGUGACAGAGUUCCCCUACACCCCGUCUCCAACCGAACAUGGGAAGCGAGCGGUGCCCGGGUUCCCGACGGCCAUCGUAGGGGGCGCGGUGGGGGGCGUCCUGCUGGUCCUGGCCGUGGCGGGCGUCCUCUUCGCCGUCUUCCGCCGCCGCCGUCACACCUUCAAGGGCGACUACAGCACCAAGAAGCACGUGUACGGAAACGGCUACAGCAAGGCGGGCAUCGCGCAGCACCACCCGCCCGCUGCCCAGAACCUGCAGUAUCCCGAAGACUCGGAUGACGACAAGAAGCCCGGCCAGCUGGGUGGCAGCAGCUAUGAGGAGGAAGAAGAGGAGGAGGAGGAGGUGGGGGGAGGCAGUGGGGGGAAGGGCGGCGCUGGCGGGGGGCUGCACCCCAAACUCGACGACGACGCCAAGAGGCCCUACUUCACCGUGGACGAGGCGGACGGACGCCCGGACGGCUACGGGAACCGGACUCUUGGCUACCAGUACGACCCGGAGCAGCUGGACAUGGCCGAGAACAUGGUGUCUCAGAAUGACGGGUCUUUUAUUUCCAAAAAAGAGUGGUACGUGUAGCCCCCCACCACCAGCCCACCCCCGCCUCCUAGGGCGGGCCGUCUCCUUCUCCCGCACGCACUCCCCCACCCCCUGACCCCCCCACCCCUGACCUCACUCCACCAGAGACCCUCUGGGACCCUCUCGGGGGCGGGGAGAGAGGAGGGAGAGAGAUGAGCCAGGCGCCUUGCUUUCUUUUUGACCUCCUUUCCCCGGUGACUCUGUUACUCCCCCUCCUCCCCCACCGUGAUGUUGUGUUCAAUUGUGACUUUGGUGUUCACUUUGCUUUUUGACUACUGCCCACCCCUUGUAUCCCGGAGCCCAUCCGUGUCUUUCUGUGCCCUUCUCCCCGGGAGCGGGGGGAGCGGCCCAGCCCCCUCUCCACACCCCAAAGGCCCCGAACACUGGAAUUUGUUUGUUUGUUGUCUAAUUUCCGCGGGGGUGAGUUUCCCUCCCUCUUCCUCCCCUCCACGAAGCAGCCAGGGGGUCACCACAGUUCUGGGGGAGGGGGCGAAGUCAGAGGGGCAAGAGAGGAGAAACAGGAAUGGGAAAACUGGGAGGUUUAGUAGGGGUCCGAUAGAAAGAAGAGACAGUCGCCCCGGGGUUAAGUGGUUUACUCCGGCUCCCUUUCUUUGCCUCAGUUUCCCCGGGGGUUGGGGAGGAGCCUAGCAGGAGACUGAGACAUAUAGACAGACAUAUGCCUGCACUGGAGCCCCAGAUCCCUACCCUGCCUGGCCCAAGAGGUGACCCUGGGUCUGCCCCAGAUCCUCCCCCACCCCAAGGUCUAGUAGACCCGGGGGGUAGAGGACUAGAUGCUCCCACCCCUCCUUUUGGGGCCCAGCGCCUCGAGCACUGAAGCUGCUUGACCUUAUCUUCAAAGCCCCCUCUCCCCACUACCUCCUAGCCCACUGUUUCUGUGGUUGGGGAUUGGGAGGGGAGGGAGAUGGAGACCUGGGAGAGUAGCCCAGGGACCAGCCAGGGUACAUGGCGGGGGGGUGCUUGCCCAGCGCCCCGCAUCCCUACCCCUCAAAGGGAUCCCAAGGCGGGAUCCAAUCUCUCUAAGGGCGAGGGAGGAGGAGACGGCCAGGACUGCUGGAAGCCCGGGGAGAUGGAGGAGAAGGGGCAGUUCCUCCCCGGAGGAGGAAGGAGAACAACUAACCCUGCCCCUGACCCCUGACACAUGACUCUUGGAGAUAGCCACAGUUGGGGCAGGUUGGCCUUGGCCGAGCACCUUCAAGUCCCAGGCCAAGGCUGAGGCAUGUGAUGUGUAGCUGGUGGGAUCCUCUGGUCCCCAGGGUGGAUUCGGGUGAACCAGUCCACCCAUUGGUCAAGGUAGAGGGUCUCCUGCCCCCUCCUCUGCCAAAGGGACUCACCUCCCCCUUCCCACACCUGGCUGUUUCCGUAACAGGGGUAGGGUAGGAACAGGUGCGAUCCGUCGGGGCAACCCGCCUCUCCCUGGCUGCCGCUCUGGAUCUCUUUCUAGGGUGGGUGGGGGGUGGGAUGGCUGGGAGGCACAGGACACCGGGCUUCCUCCGGUGAAAGCACGGGCUCCUGCCCCUGCUUCCCCAGACACCCGCUCCCAAAUGCUGCUACUUUCCAAGAAAAAGCCCCAAUCCCCAAAGUUCCUUUCGUCCCCCCAACGAUCUCUCAUCAAUGAGAGGCUGGAGUCAGUGCCCGGGCCGUGACGGAUCCACGCCCUCCCUUUGCUCGUCCCCUCCCCCCACUCUCCGUGGCCCAGUAGCCAUGUAGCAGACACCUGAAGCCACGCUGGCCCGGGGCUGGCUCCCCCCGGGAAAAGGCCCAUGACCGUGGGGGAUAGAGUUGGAGGGCCGGACGGGUGGAGAGAGGGGAGAAGUGAAGCCCAGGUUGGACGAGAAGGCCGCCGUCCCACCCCACCGCCCAGUGGGAUUGACGGUUCCCCGCUCUCCCAGCCUCAAAGCCUCGGCGGAGGCUCCUUGGCCCCCAGGGAGAUGGCUGGUCCCCCCCACAAAUUAUCGAGUCGACUCUGAAAUCACCCCCGCCACCCCCAUGAACUCUGCCAAAGCCUGGCGGCCCCCUCCCAAUCCCCCCGCCCCCCACUCUCCCCCGGAGCCAAGCACACACAGCAGAGCACAAGUCCCGUCCCAGGCUCUGACCCCUCUCCCCCACCCACCCCAACCCGACAUCUGUGUCUCGCCCUCGCCCUCCCCCAGGCUGGAGAAUCCCGGGUGACCCAGUGGAGCUUCCCAGGCAGCAGAGAAAGCAGGCGGGGGGCAGUGACAGACGGGACAUGGCAGUUAGAAAAGCGACAGCCCCUUUGGUCUUGGGCAGGGGUCGCCAUCCUUUCCAGGCCUCGGAACCAGGGAGGAGGAGGCCGCCUACCAGCUGGGGCCGAUACAAGUUUGGGGGGAGAUGGGCAUCCCAGGCAGCCACACCCCUCGCCAUCCCAACCCGCCUGCCGCAUAUAGGGAAGCCCCCAGCCCCCAACCAUCACUGCUGCUGCUGCUGCCGCCGUUCCUGCUGCAAAUUAAAUCGAUUCGGGAGCCGUUUGCCUCGCAGACGGCCCAGCUGUUUCCCUGCCAGAAUCCUCCCCACCCUGCCACUCUCCCAGCUUAUUUUCCUUAAUUACAGAUUUUGAUAUCAUGUUUAUUCCGCCCUAAAAGCAUCUGAUCUCCCUUUUGUCCCAAACGAUACCAGCACGGAUGCAGCACGCGCACGCACACACACACACACACACACACACACACACACACACCCCACCACCACCCCCAGCGUCCUCGGCCCAAAGCAGCAGGCCUGGAACCUGCGCUUAGCCGAGAUUGGAAGGCCCAGCAGGCGGCGAAGGAGGUGGCUCUGCCACACGCACUUUCCCGGGACCCCCAAGAGUCCGAAGCUCUACCUUUUAAGGGGACAGGGGCGGUGCUGCUAGGGGGGGGUGGGUCGAGCGAGGCAGGGCGACCCGGCAUCCAGGCCCCAGCAUCCCUUGCCUGCCACCUGGCGCAAGCCUGGCUUCCUCGGGGCCAGUGGUCUGGCGACGGGCACAAAGCCGGGGAGGCGGGCAUGCUGGAAGAUGGACUUUGAAAGCUGCAUAGCAGGAAGGUGGCCUGAGUGAUGGAAACACCCCCCACCCCAAUCCCUCACCUCACCCCCAGCCCUGUCUUUCCCUGUCGGGGUCCUCCCCGGCCGUCCGGGUUCCGUGGCCGCCCUUUUCGGCAUAUCCAUUAGGUGCAUAAUUUCCCAGGCCCUUUGGGCCUUUUGGGGUACAGACAGAGGGGGCCUCCCAUCCUUCCAGUUCUUGGUUUUGGAGUCUCCCCACCCCCAGCUUCCAGCCCGGCUGCUGUAUUUGAUUGUCCUUGCUUUCCUGGCCGGGGGGGGUGGUGAGGAGACCCAGACACUGGGAAGAGGAAUGUGACUGGGAAAGGGGAAGGUGGUGUGAUUUUUUUUGUUAAAAAAAACAACAAAAGAAAAAAAAGCGGGAUAUUUCCCUCCCUCCCUCCCGAUUGUACUUGGCCUUUAUUUCUCCCCUUUGGUUUCUAUGGAAUGAAUUGUGUUAGAAGGGUACACUCUGGUCAGAAUGGGGAGGGUUGUGUCACACACCUCCCUCUCCCCCUUGUAAAAAAGAACCCUAAAAAAAUGUACUUUUUUAUAAAUAAAGACUUUAAAACAAA